Micropterus salmoides (largemouth bass) is the source of this 5117-nucleotide messenger RNA. It is a transcript of the gene tle5, whose product is annotated as TLE family member 5, transcriptional modulator. The record is from RefSeq and is a predicted model, not a curated record. The transcript has 7 exons. Lineage: Eukaryota; Metazoa; Chordata; Actinopteri; Centrarchiformes; Centrarchidae. The coding region runs from base 916 to 1503 and encodes 195 amino acids. Gene Ontology annotation, molecular function: protein binding; transcription corepressor activity. Gene Ontology annotation, cellular component: transcription regulator complex; nucleus. Gene Ontology annotation, biological process: regulation of DNA-templated transcription; negative regulation of canonical Wnt signaling pathway.
UCUGUGUGGGGCGUACAGCUCAGCAGCCCUAACCUACCAGCUCCAGGAAUGGACUGACUUUUUAGCUACCCCACCGCUGACAAAACCACUCUUGUUUCUCCACUGCUCCUCUGUUGAAGGGAUAAGCGUUCAGAGUUUAAAUCAAGCCUGGAAUCGUUUUAAUUUGAAGUUGGUUUUGCCGUCUGAGCUACAGCAAAGAUUCGGUGGUUUUUUUUCACUCGCGCGACUUAUUUGUUGCCGUUAGGACGAAACGGGAUUCAACUUAAACGAACCCGCAGACAUUUUGUUAUUUCUGAGAAUUAGUCCCCCCCUCUUGCCUCAUACUUUUUCAGCACGCAGCUGUCUGAAGAGAGCGAGCUGAAAGCUUGGAAGGACCACCACAAGGCGAAGGAAGAAGCCAUUAACGUUACCCUCCGCUCGCUAGCUACAUCCAAACACCGCGGUGUGCAUAACGUUAUUAAUUUUCUUGCGUUGAGCUUGCAUCGCCGCUGCCGCUUGUGCGUUAAAGCGGAAAGCUUGCAGCAGCGAUGGAUCAUUUUGACUGACAGCUUUUUAAGAAUUAGCUAGCUUAGCCACCGAGGAGCCAGCUCUAAUGGUGGUUUCCUGUUCACAGACGCAGUAAAUACGGAGUCGGGACAGGUAUAGCUGAAUCGUUUUGCAUCACCCAGACAAGACACCGAGUCUUUUUACCUCGCCGACGUCCGAAAAGUGCGUUACUUAUAUUCAGCUUGUUGUUUUGUUGUUGUUUUAGUUGGGGGUCGCUAGCUACCGUUAGCUAGUCAUCCCGCUAACGCUGGACAGCUCCUGUUUAAGGCUGGGCUAGCUUUGGACAAAGGACCAACGCGAGGAAAAAUAUAAACACAGGGCACUCAGUUGAUCGUGUUUGGGAAGGAAAGCAACAAACAAGGAAUUGACAUGAUGUUUCCACAAUCAAGACACUCAGCUUCAUCGCAGCAGCUGAAAUUCACAACCUCUGACUCCUGUGACAGAAUCAAGGAUGAGUUCCAGUUCCUCCAAGCACAAUACCACAGUUUGAAGCUUGAGUGUGACAAGUUGGCCAGUGAGAAGUCAGAGAUGCAGCGCCACUAUAUCAUGUACUAUGAGAUGUCCUAUGGGCUCAAUAUCGAGAUGCACAAACAGGCUGAGAUAGUGAAGAGAUUGAACGGGAUCUGCGCACAAGUCCUCCCCUACCUGUCUCAGGAGCACCAGCAGCAGGUCCUGGCGGCCAUAGAGAGGGCCAAGCAGGUCACCCCCCCAGAGAUGAACUCCAUCAUAAGGCAGCUCCAGGCUCACCAGCUGUCUCAGCUCCAGGGCCUGGCCCUGCCCAUGACCCCUUUGCCGCUGGGACUGAGCCAGCCAACCCUCCCCGCCGUCACCACCUCCUCUGGUCUCUUCUCUCUCUCCUCCCUGCUGGCCUCCCAAGCCCAGCUGGCCAAGGAGGAAAAAGCGUCACGUGACGGAGUUGACAGCCACCGCGAGGAGGACGGAGACAAGUCUGAUUAAAUGGUGUCCCCCAUUCAGCUCUGUUUUUAUCCAGAGACCUGAAUCCCCAGAUCUGAGCCCCCUUUGUCCUACAGCCUCUCCCCUGGUCUCCCUCUCUCUGACCUUGGCUAACAUGUUCAAUCCCAUCACCACAGCUCCAUCUACAGACCCCUUACCAACUCCCAUGAGCUUUGACACCUGCCCCUCAUGUCAGACUAGCCCAGAUUGCUUCAUAUUUACCAUACUUGGGUUGUUUCUUUAUCCCCCCACCUCAUUACCACCAUCAGAGAGUUUCUCUCUUCUGUGUCUUUUCUUCAGAUAGUAUCUUUUUUUUUCUUUUUUUUUAAUGCAUUUUAUCAGGACUACUUUCUAUUUCUGUUCCUCCCUCUCUCCCUGUCACUCUGUCUCUCAGUUCUUAUUCCUGUUUAGUUUCUGUUUAGUUUUUAUUCCCCCUCCGUGCCUCUCUUCCUCCCACUCUCGCCCACCUCUCGCCUCUGUUCAAAGCGGUUCCUUGUCAUGCAGGACUGAUCUGUGAGACUGAACUCUCAGUACUGUAGGUGUUCAAAACAUGUUAAAUGUUAAACAGGGAGUCUUUGGCAGGCAGUAAAACUUGUCAGACACAACACAGGAUUCCUAGAAACUUAAUUUUCCUAAGAAAGAGGUAUCACCAGAGAUCAACAGCGUUGAUAUUUCUGGGCAGUUCAGAUUACAGGUAUUCAUUACUAGCAAAAAGUUGGCUUUGUUUUAAACGGUGGAUUGUUUGAAUCAGAUCAGUGUUUACAUAGUGCCCUCAUGCCCCUGCUGAAGAGAGAAACCUCCCUAAAGUUACACACACUCCCAAUCUAAAAACUGCUGCAGAAUCGUUAUGAAGGAGAAGACAUCUGCAUUCAACAAACUAGAGAUGUUGUGUAAAAUCCUGAAUUUGUAUGGAGAAAAGAAAAGCACCUUCUUAGAGCAAAUUUACUGCUGAGAGCCGUCCGACUGGAUAACGAACCAACCUUAGUAAAUAAUAUCCCCUACUCCCGAUCCUUCCCUGACCCUGUGCGGUACGUUAGAUAAAUCUGCCAAGCAUCUUAACUGAAAGGCAAAGUUUCCAUCAGUAGUUAAAUGAACAGCAAUGUUGCUUGACUCCUGCACCCUCCCAUCACCUUAUUAAUCUUUCACGUGCACAAAUAUUCAAGCAGGCACAGAGGGGAGAUCGAGUGUGCAUGCUGUGUGUUUGACAGCAGAGGGCAGUGUGUGUCUUUGAGGAAUCCUCUCCUCGGUGAGCUCAGGCCUGAGCAAAACAAGGGUUGGACAAUGACAGAGUACAGGCUGUGUCACAAGGGGAAUGGCUUAUUUAUCCACUCUGUGUGUACAAACUUAAUAUACAGAGACUAGACUGGUGACAUUAAUCUCUGCAUGCGGUCGGUCCCAGUCCCUGUCAUGAUCCAGUUCUUGAGAAACAGUCUUAGGUUUAUUUUAAGGAACGUCUCCACGUGAAACAAACACAACUGGACCUGUGCUUUUUUGAUCGGUCUAUAAUUCAGAUUUAAAUACUGUACAUUUUGAUUCACUGUACAUAUACAGGUCUGUCACAUAUCAGACUUAACACCACAUUGUACAUACGAUCUAACUCCAUGAUCUAACAAAAUUAAAUCAGUGCAGAACACACACAUGAAGCACAAGCGUCCUCCACAGCUCUGAUGAGUAAAAAACAAAAACAAACUCCCCCCUCAGGCUCUGCACACCUACUCAGCUGUUUUCAAUUACCUUGUCUGAACAGGCCUCUAGUCAAGUGGAAGUUGGGGGAGACCAUGCUGAGAAUACUGUGUUCAAAAUCUGUCCCCAUCUGCUACCUGUGGCACUCGAUAUACCCUCUGCCUUUUUAUUUGAGUAUCAGAACUCCGUAAUGUUUGAGUGCCCUCAACCUUCCCACAUCCAGGGCGUCCUGGUGGCUCCGUGGUUAAAACGCCUCCAGGUUGUUGCAGGCUAAUGCCCCAUUUAAUUCCUGGGGUUUAAUUACUUCACAAUGAACUUCGGCUGGUGUGAGCCGUUCAUGUUCAUUUGGCUUUCAUGCACUUUUCUGUUAUUAAGGGCCAAGUAAGAUAAAUCAGAGCUUUCAGAGUUUCCCGGUCCUAAUUUCCGCUAGAAGUGUGUGGGAGAUGGGAGAGAAGAGGUCUAACCAGGCAACAUUAGUGAAAACACCUGUGUGGGUGGACUAUGGGUGUUGGUUUAACGGGUCCAGCAGCAGCCACAAUGGCCCCAUUAAAUGUCUUCUUUCUACAAACCUCAGCGCUCGGCCCUCAAAGAUUAUUUGAUCAACUAGAAGCCGAUGGCGAUGGCCUGUGUUUGAGCGUUAAUGUGAAGACAGCCUGUGUACGAAGUAAUUUUAUACAAACCCUACACACAGAAACACACACACACACACACACACACACACACACACACACACACACUUUCUUAACCUCCCCUCUCUGUUUUAAUGGGUACUCUGAGUGAUAAAGAGUUUCAUUCUAAAAUAAACAAUCCUUGACCCUAAUUUGGGAAAUGAAACACUAAACUUUAAAUCUCUGGCAUGACAAUGAUAAAGCACAUUUUAGCAUUUAAGUCAUUCAGAAAGCAAAAGGACAAAAAUUGCAUGUCACUGCAUUCAGAAUAAAACCAUCAUGCGCCUAAAAGUUGAGUUAACAUGCUGUUGGUGGGAUGACUCUUUCAGUGAUACCAGUAAUAGUGAGUUUACGUGAAUACAUAGACGAGGUGUGUAUAAACGGCUGUACAGGUUUGGUGGUCGUUUAUAAACUACAGUUUUGAAGUGCGUUCCCUUUCUUACUUCAACUAAAGCUUACAUGCCAUCACUGCUUGUGAAUUAAGCAUCGCCCUCCCAUCUGUCCAUAUACUGUAUGUAUCUAGCUACAUACUGUACUUGUCGUAGUGAAAUGCAGAGCGUGUAGACAAAGCGACACACACACACACAUACAUCAAUGCAUGCAUGUCUGCGGGGGAACAAAAAUUGAUUUCUUUCUGUUUGGUCCAAACUUUCUGUGAUCGAUGCACUUGUUUUGUUUUUUUUGCCUCUUUGUUUUGAAAUAUUAAUCAAUAUGAACUAGAACGAGAAUUGCAAAGCUGACGUUAUAAACAUACAAAUGAAAUUCUAUGUAUUUGUUAAAGUAGUUGGAGGUGCUCGCCUCUGUAUACAGUUAUACAUAGAAAGCUUUAUGUGUAUAUAGCUGCACCUUUUCUUGUCUGUCCUGGAUGAUUCUUGUGUUAUUGUGUUACAAAACUGAUGUGACACCAGGGGGGAAACUGCAGUACAUUGACCUUUUGCCCUUUGACCCUUUUCUUCUUCUCUGACCCCCCCACCCCAUCCCUUGCCACAUACUACCUUACCAACUUUUUGCCCCCAUAGCGUGAAGCAUUGUAAGCGUUUUGAGCUUUGUAAAGGUCUUUUUUUAAAUACUUAUUUUGUGCAUAAUGUAAAACCUGAAAGUGUGUACUUUGGCAAAAAAAUGUUUUGUGUCUGAAAUCAUAGCUUCAUUGAAACAAAAAAAGAAACUAUAAAAAAGUACAACAAACAUUUACUAUAAAUAAUAUGAAAUGUUCUGCAGUAAGGAAGGACUUCUGGUGCCUUACAAAUAAAGUCAAUCAAAUCAUAA